AUGUUCAGACCCAAGAUCUCGGGGGUGGCUCGCAUGUUCUCUAAUCGGGGGUCUCAAUGUUUGCGACAACAACGACUCGAAGAGAUUCGUCGAAAUCCGAUAUCGUACCAGAUGCAACAGUUACGGUGUCAACAACAUUCGACGAAGAAGCAGAAUGCUUUCGUGGCAUUAUGGCGGGCGCAACCAUUCUCUGUUACGGCUGCUAUGGUAUUCAUUGCUAUCGGCGGCGGAGCUCUAUUGUAUACGAACUACUUCUAUCAUAAUUACAUCAUUGGGGCCUUUCACAAAUUUCCAGAGCCGGUUGCAAAACAAAUGCGCAAAGCUAUAUAUUUCACCAACAUUUCCUUGGAGCCCAAAAAUGCUGUCAAAUAUUACCUCGAAGCUCUUCGAGUCGCUGAGGAAAUUGGAAUGGAUCCAUUUUCAGAUGAAAUCAUUGGUGUCAAGGUUCAACUCGCGGCACUGCUAGAGAAGGUGCACAAUUAUCAAAGAGCUAUUGAUGUGCUGGAGAUUGUAAAGUCCGACAAUCUAAAGUGGAUGGAGGUAUUGGGCAACAAGCAAGGAAACGAAGCAAAAAGAACGAGAGUUCUCAUGUACACUGUUCGAGUCAGCGUCAAAUUAGGGGAGCUAUACGCCAACCAAUACGUUUUGGAGAAGGAGAAAGCUGAGGAGUCUCUUGUAUGGGCGGUGACGACUAUGAUGAAGGAGCAUCAGAGGCGCGAAAAAGAGGGAGUAAAACCCGAGGAAGGUGACUGGCUAUCACCUGAAGAGCAAGGUGCUGCCGUGGAAUCAUUGGCUCAUCAUUACGAGGAGGCAAACACACAUUAUCUGGCAGCACCAUUAUUCCUUCAAGCCAUCACCCUCUCUUCUCAGAAGACAUGCCAUACUGCUGUCCUCAUGAACAAUUUAUCCAUCUCGCUCGCGCAACAAGUGCCGCCACCAACACCUGGGCAGCCUCCAGCUUCUCGUGCGGAGUACGUCAGCAACGCGCGGGCAUGGGCAGAAAAAGCUGUCGCAAUAGCGAACUCUAUAACCCCGCCUGAAAGAACCGAAGAGUGCGACGUAGGUUGCGUUGUAGCAACUCACAAUUUAGGGGAAUUUGCGGAGAUGGAUGGUAACAUUGCAGAAGCUAGGAAACGAUUCGAAGAGGCAAAGAGUCUGGCCAAGGCAAUUGGCUUUCAAGAAGGGAUGAUCAGUUCCGAAGAUGCUCUUCGUCGAUUGGGAAGCCCCUAG
Glarea lozoyensis ATCC 20868 is the source of this 1230-nucleotide messenger RNA. RefSeq lists its product as uncharacterized. Lineage: Eukaryota; Fungi; Ascomycota; Leotiomycetes; Helotiales; Helotiaceae. Bases 1 to 1230 code for a protein of 409 amino acids. Gene Ontology annotation, molecular function: misfolded protein binding. The transcript has 4 exons. The record is from RefSeq and is a predicted model, not a curated record. Gene Ontology annotation, biological process: protein quality control for misfolded or incompletely synthesized proteins. Gene Ontology annotation, cellular component: i-AAA complex.